Messenger RNA from Tyto alba (common barn owl), 3080 nucleotides. RefSeq names its product FA complementation group B (gene FANCB). Lineage: Eukaryota; Metazoa; Chordata; Aves; Strigiformes; Tytonidae. The transcript is spliced from 9 exons. The coding region runs from base 434 to 3022 and encodes 862 amino acids. The record is from RefSeq and is a predicted model, not a curated record. Gene Ontology annotation, cellular component: Fanconi anaemia nuclear complex. Gene Ontology annotation, biological process: negative regulation of double-strand break repair via homologous recombination; positive regulation of double-strand break repair via homologous recombination; interstrand cross-link repair.
CCCGCCUCCCCUCGCCCCCUCCACCGCCUUUCCGCGGCCGGGGCGGGCGCCGGGCAGGGCCUCGCCGGCGCGGAGCCCGCGGUCGCUGCUGCUCCCUAGGAGCUGGCGUGGCCCCUGCCGGGCCAGUCGGGGAGACCGUUAACGGUUGCCAACGGCUUUCGGAGACGGGAUCCGGGCUGGGGCCUGCUGCCGCCGUGGGAGCCGCUGGGCGCGGGGACGGGGGCGGUACUGGGGCCCCCCCUCAGCCAGCCGAGGGGGGGGCUGCCCUGCCGGGGCGUCUGAGCCAGGCGAGGGGCGCCGGUUCCUACCCCGAAAGUCGAGCGAAACUUGAUGGAAAAUGGCCAGAUAGGUUAAAAUUUCCACAGAGAAAUAAUCAUGGGAAAAAUGGUGAUGCAUACAUUUUUCUUGUAGAGGAACAUACAUAAAGAUAAAGAUGGUUCUAGGUGAGCAAGAACAAUUCUUAUCCUACAAUGGAGAAGUCCUUAUAUUUCAUCUGUCAAAACCAAAUCACGUGGAGGACGCAGCUGAUAAAACAAUGAAUUUAUGUGUCAGAAGAAUGGCGUUCAACAGAGACACUAAAAUGUUUGCUCAGAAGUCUUCUGGAGUAUUCAGCAUGCGUGCCAGUCACUUAAAAAUGGAAAUAAUUUAUUGUAGCUGCACAACGGAUUCCAGAACCGGAAUUAUUCUUCCCUGCAUUUUGAUGAAAAAGAAAAAAAAGAACAAUGUUGUCAAAUACCUUUUAUUGUUGCUUCACAGCUCAAAUCAAUUUGAGCUGUCCUUUCAUUUUAAAUUGGAUUAUGAGCUGAAAGAAGACAUCAAGUUGUUCACUGGCCCUUCGGUCUUGUGGAGGCAUGCCAACAAGCUGUUCUACAUCUCUCCCAACACCUGCACAGUUCUAAGUGCUCCUGUUCAGCUUUCUUCUGUUGUGUGGACAGGUGAAAUUGAGGAUGAAGGCACUGUUGUUUUAGGGAUAAGAACUGCUCACCUGUCGGAUAACAAAGAUGACGAUGGAUUUCCUACUUCAGACAGAGCCAUCUGGGGUAGUGAGUUCUUUGGAUACGUAAUUGAAACACAAAAAACGCUAAGCGGCACAUGCUUUAUGCCUGAUGCUUACAGCAGAGUGGUAUCUUCUGUCUACGUCUGCAAGAAUGAGACAUUGAAAAAACAGCCCCGAAUAUCACUUGUCGCCAUAACUCAAAAGAAUCAGUUUAUUUGGUUCCAAGAUGGGCUCCCUAAAGCUGUUUGUGAGCUUCCUUAUGAGAAACCAUGUUCAGUAACAAGAGCUGUAACCAGUAGUAAUGAUUUGCAAUUUAUUGUGUCUUUUGACUCCGGAAACGUUUGUGUUGUACAAAGGGGAGAGAGUUUAAAGGUGGCUUCCAAAUGGCAAAAAGUGAAGUCUGUUCUGGUGGAUGAUUUUAUUGGCUCUGGAAGUGAGCAACUGUUACUGCUUUUUAAGGAUGACUCCAAUACCGAUGUGCUAAGUGCGUUCAAAAUAACAGAUCUUGGAACGGUCAACUAUGCAAGUGGUAUUAAUUAUAAACAUGUUCCUGCUGCAGAAGGAUUGCAAGAGAAUAGUUUGCUUACUGUCCGAGCCCUUAAAACAAGAUUACAGGCUGGUUGCACCUCUGUUCGAGAGUUACAGCAGCAUUUAGGACUCAAAAAGAGGGUUAUUCUUGAAUCUUGCAGAGCAUUAAUAGAUCUUGUUGAAGAAAGAACCCAUAUUCUACCAACUGCAAAAGAGGAAGGUCUUGUCUCUCUCUGGGAUGAUGUAGAAAAUCCUCCUCAUUCUCUUAGUAAAGAGACAUCAUUGGCGCCUAAAGUCCCAGAGCACUUCAUAGAGAAAUUGUGGCAGCGUGUUGUGGGUGACAGCUUGGUAGUUGGAGUAAAACUAACUGAAUCAUUUUACUUGUCACUGAGUGAUAUCAGUUUAUCUUUAGUGAUGGAUCAAGACUUCUCUUCAAUUUCUCCGAUUAUCAAGUGUCAAAAUAAAAUCAUUAAGCUGAACAAAGCCUUCUCAGCAUUGGCUGUCUCCUCAUGUCAAAUGGAGCCUCCUCCAAAAAAGAUGAAAUUGGACUUGCACAGCAAGAAUGAUUUGAAAAAAGAGUUUCCUGAGAGAUGUUCAAGGGUUCAGCUGGAUGGAGCAAAGACAAUCAUUGCUGUUACCAGCCUUUCACCAUUACUGGCAUUUCAUCGUGUAUGUUGCAUAGUUCUUCUACAUGCAAAGAAACAAAACCACCAGAAUGAUAGUUUACUGGAGAGCAAAAAGAUAACCGUACUCUGUGGGAAAAUUUUGUUAAGUCUGGAAGAUAUUUCAGAUGGAAAAUAUACAGUAAAGAUGCUAAGGAAUAAAAGUUACUGUACAGGUUCCAUGGAAGAUAUACUUGCUGUCCUUGCAGUAUCUGUCAGAUUCUCCUUUCAGAUUGUGUCUUCUGACUGCACACUGACUCCAGUAAAUUCAUGGCUACUGGGAGAAAUGAAGUGCACACCAUUUAAGGCAUGCCAUGACAAUAUAUUCUGUCAUAAAGCAGGAAAUAUGUAUGGUACAGUUUUUAAGUGGACGCUGAAAAAUCCAUUUGAAGGAGUUCUAACAUUAUUUUGCAGAAAUCUGACUGUCUUGUUCCAGUGCCUUCAUAGCCUUAUUAGAGUUCUCCCACCAAGAUGUGAUGUAAAACUCCUGAGAUAUGGAAGAAAAAGUGUACUUACUGAACAGUUAGCACUGUCUUUGGAAAAGGAAAUGCUCACCUCAAGGAGUUCAUUCUUCUCAAAAGAAAGUAAAGCCGAAAACAGUUUGACAUGGGGGAAUGAGCAUGGCAAGAAAAUCAGUGAUGCUUCUGUGGCUUCUUUACUGGACAGUGAGGAAGGAGUUCAGCAAUUCAGAAAGAAGCUUCAGAAUGAACGGGAAGAGAGUAUGCUAAGUAUGAAUCAAACAAUGAAUGGUGCCCUUUACCAGGAAAUUGCUUUGAAAAUAGCAGAAGCUCAGCUUAGUUCAGAUAUGAUUGUGUGGCAACUGAGCAAGUCCUAGAAACUAUUCACUAAAUUUAUUUAGAAUAAAGUUUUAUUAAAAUUAUACUAUUAAAUAA